Molecule: messenger RNA, 1110 nt
Organism: Coregonus clupeaformis (lake whitefish)
Lineage: Eukaryota; Metazoa; Chordata; Actinopteri; Salmoniformes; Salmonidae
Product: scavenger receptor cysteine-rich type 1 protein M130-like
Exons: 8
Coding region: 1-1065 (354 amino acids)
Cellular component (GO): membrane
Source: RefSeq, a predicted model, not a curated record
AUGUUGAAGAGGACCUGUUUCUGUUAUGGUGGAUAUUAUCAUCAUGUGAUCUGUUCAGAGUCUGUGCAGCUUGUGGAUGGAGAUGGUCUCUGCUCUGGGAGACUGGAGGUGAAGUCCAAUCAGUCCUGGGCCUCAGUGUGUGAAGCUGACUUUGACCAGCAGGAUGCAGAGGUAGUCUGUGGGGAGCUUGGCUGUGGGGCUCCUGCAGCUCUACAGGGGGGGCUCUAUGGAGAAGGUGAGGGUCAGACCUGGGAUAAAGAGUUCCAGUGUAAAGGUAAUGAGUCCCUUCUCCUGGACUGUGACACCUCAGACAGAAAAAACAACACCUGCCUACCUGGUAAUGCUGUUGGACUCACCUGCUCAGAGCCUGAUGAUGUGAGGCUGGUGGGAGGAGGCAGUCGCUGUGCUGGUGGAGUGGAGCGGUACGACCAGGGAGAGUGGAGGGCUGUGGGAGCUGAUGACUGGGCCAAGGAGGGUGUAGCUGCAGUAGUGUGUAGACAGCUGGGUUGUGGCUCCACUGUUUCAGUUCUACGUGGAAAAACCACUGGAGGGUUUGACGUUUUCUGUCCUGGGUCUGAGUCUUCACUGAGGGAGUGUUGGAGAAGAAAUGUUCUCCUUCCUGGACUCACAGUGAUCUGCUCAGAUCUCCUGGUCCAGCCUGAUAUCUACCUGACUGACUCAAUGGGAGGGGUCUCCAGGGGCCAUGAGGGGCCAGAGGUGUUCAGGGGCUACAGCUUCACCAUCUCCUGCUCCACUCAGCCACAGUACCCAGGAGGCUCCUUCCUCCUCACUAACUUCUCCUCUGAGAGUGAGCUCCUCAACCUCACCGUCACAGCCUCUCCUCUACCAGCCUUCAUCAUCAGACACGUUGUAGUGCUGCUGAUCCUACUGACAGCCAUCACCACCUUCUACCUGUACUACAAGACCACCAGGAGGCAGAAGAGAGUGAACAGGGUGAGCAGCAUGGAUCUUUAUGUUGAUGCCAAUGCCAUGGAGAUGGUCUCUCUGAGCUCCAGAGCUGAAGCUGGACCGGGAGAGGAGAGAGCAGCCCAGGGGACUGAGUAGGAGUAGAAUGACGCUGACCCUACAUGCUGAUCUUAGGUCAGUUUU